Molecule: messenger RNA, 1060 nt
Organism: Actinia tenebrosa (Australian red waratah sea anemone)
Lineage: Eukaryota; Metazoa; Cnidaria; Anthozoa; Actiniaria; Actiniidae
Source: RefSeq, a predicted model, not a curated record
UCAAAGUUGGUUACAAACAAAGAACCAUCCAUUGAAAAUCUACAAGAAGCUAAGUGUGAAAGAUGUCGAUAAACUCUCUAAUUGUGCUGGUUGGGUUGACAGCAGUGUUCUGUACAGGAGUGUCUUCUUUUUCUUUCCAGAGGAACAGACCUUGGCAUCGCUGUCCCGAGAGCUAUGGGUUAGUUUUAAAUGACUUCGUUUUGAGAAGAGACAACGUGGAGGCUGAGGAGAUUGACUGGCAGAAAGGUGCUUACACUGCAGACGGUCCUGUUGAGGUCAAGGUUGCCAAUGUUAAGACUAUGGACGCCGAGGUGACCAUUGAACUCAAGAUAAGAUCCAAGACUUUCGGGACAACCUUUAGCAGGGAGUUGGACUGUGGACCUGGAAUGCGUUUCUGUGAACGCAAAAACAUGGAUUGUCAUGACAUGAAUGACAUGUUUGGUGUGAAAGGCCAAGGCAUGUGUGAUGCCAAUUCCAGAUUUAGAAACGGACGAUUUGACAGCCAAUUUAAACUUCCUGAAGGCUUAGAAAAUAUUUCAGGCACCGUGUCAUCGCUGUUGAAUACUCUAAGUGCAGAUCAGAUUGARGUCGARCUGCACGUGACCRCCGAAUUCUUCAAUUCCGAGACUGGAGAAAGAACCGGCUGUCUGGACAUUGUCCUUGGAGUCCACCUUAAAAAUAAUCAGAACGGAGGGGAAGACAACUCGAAUCCGCUUUCUUCGGUUACACGUACAUCACUUUUGUCUCUUUAAGUCUUAAACGUCAAAAAACACGGCAAAUAUCAGUUUCAAAAUAUGUAAGGGAACAUAUCAUAUUUAUUAUCAUAACACAAUACAGUCUAAGCUUUACUGUGUAUUUGUAAAAUUGUAACGUGACGAAUGAUUCUUUUUUGGCUUUGUCAAUUAAGCCGAGAUCUUUGAUUAACUUUUCUUAAAGAUUCAAUCAGAUUUAUGAAAUGAAUAUAAUGGUUCUUCUUAAUUGUGAGAAUUUUUCCCCGUAGAUAUUACUAUUUGUAUAAAGUGAUGAAAUUCUUCAGCUGGCAUUAAAGGGAUUUCCGGAA